AUGUGGAACGACGGAUUAAAGAGCUAUCGUCGCCGACGUCUCUCAAAUGCCACUUCCAGUACAAACAAAGAAGAGGCGCUAUCAGAUUCUAGGGCUCAAGGUAGUUCUUCGCCGCCUGCAGAGGGUGACGGCCGUGAUACCAAAGGACAGGCGCAGCAGCCGGCGUCCCCGUCCCAGGAAUCAUGCGACUCUAGAGACCAGGGCGACAAGCGGUCCGUAGACCCAAGCAACCGCGCCAACAACGCAGGGUCUGGUGUCACUUUCAGUGUCCUAGAUCAUGACGUACAGGCCACACCGUCGGAAAAUUGCUACACGCAGCGCGAAUGUCAAGCUGUCGACCUAACCAACCCGCCAAAACAGAGAGGUCUGAUGAAUACACCUAGCGGACCCACCUACGAAAUUCCGGCGUUUAUCAAGCCACUCCCAGGUUGGCUGAGCAGUAAGGAUUUGGAUUAUCUGCACCGCAAAGGUGCUCUCACAAUUCCUUCAAAUCCACUCCGCGGUCAGCUACUCCAGCGGUUUAUUGAGUACAUUUACCCAUUCAUGCCACUGCUGGACUUGAAGGAGUUGCUUCAGGCUAUUGAGUUGGAAGGAAAAGAAUCUGCCCCUCGCGUGAGUAUCUUAUUAUUUCAGGCGAUCAUGUUUGCGGGGGCUGCUUUUGUGGAUAUGGCGCACUUCAAAGCGGCUGGAUAUACCGUUCGGCGGGCUGCACGAAGAGAAUUUUUUGAGAGAGUGAAGCUCCUCUACUGCUUAAAUAUUGAACAGUUUGAUAUCACCCUAAUCCAGUCUUUACUAUUGAUGACACACUGGUACCAUGACAACACCUCUCACAAAUCUUUGUGGGGCUGGAUGGGUAUUGCUACGACAAUGUCGCAAGCGAGCGCUCUGCACAUAGGCGUGGAACAUCAUGGGCUCAGUCUCCGAGAGCAGCGGCUGAGGAAACGCCUCGGAUGGUGCGUCUUCAUGCGAGACCAAGUUCUAGCGCUGGGAAUGCGUCGCCCACCUCGCAUCCAGCUGGAAAACCACCAAAUCCCAAUCUUGUCGCUGGAUGAUUUCGAAUGCAACUCAAUCAAAACGACGGUUUUGCCCUCUGGCUGUACCGUGGCACGAGAUCUGGUCCAACAGCGGCAUUUGGCAGCGUUGUGUAUCGAAGUAUUCAAACUUUCCGUUUGCAUGAGUAAGGUGUUAUCAACCCAAUAUCGACCGGCCUCCAGGAUGCUUUCCGGGGACGAUGGCUCGACCUUGGUGCUUGUCCCGCGGCAUGAAAUGCUUGACGAGAAGCAGUUUGGUGCCUGUAAUCAGCACCUGGAGGACUGGAGACGCAGCCUCCCAAUGAUGUGCAUGUAUGAUUCAAUCUCGGCUCUGUCCGCCUGUGAAUCGCCUGUGAUAGUUAUUCAUAAAGCUCUCUUGAAGAUGAUGUAUCAUACUACAGUGGCUGCCCUGUACCGCCCACAGAUCAUGCCUUUCUCCCCUUGGUCUCCCGCAACUUUCUCCAUCGUCGAGGCGGCGAGAGCCUUACCGAAAACUUCGCAGACAAAAAUCUGCUCCGCUGCCACUGAGAUAAGCGACAUUGGACAUGACCUUCAGAAGCUCGGUCUUUUACAUUAUCUCCCAACCUCCAGCAUGACCGCAUUUCUGCCCGCACUCAUUGUACACCUAAUGCACAUUGCCUACGCCCGUGAAGAACAGGUGGCUCAGAGCAUGCAGCACUUCUCAAGCGGAAUGGCCAUCCUAACAAUUCUCAGUGACAGCUAUGCAAGCGCAGAGUUAGCCGUUCACUUCUUGGAAAACACCAUCAAUCUGUCUAAUAUGCGGAUUAGCCGGGUUGUCCGACUGCUGCAUCGUUCGCCCCCAUCCGAGCCUGCGAGUUGGCCACAGAGCGUCUCUUUCCCUAAGGUUGAUCACUCGCCCCCUGAUGAAAACGGACGACCUCGAUCUCGAUCUGUCGUUUCCGUACCCGACAAAGAAGAACAGUCUUCUAUUGCUACAUCCAUACUCAAAAGCAAUCCCUGGCCGGAAUGGAGUCUUUGGCUAGACGGGGAACCGUUGGAGUCGAAUCUUCUUGACCCCAGCUUGGCUGACUCUUUGGGGUCGCGCCUGGGUAUACAUGGGAAUUUGCAGGCAGAAAAUUUAGACUUCCCCCUAGUAUCGGACGAAAUAAACUUUUUCUCCACAGAUAUACGUGAGUUUUCCCCUGAUUACGAAAGAGCUGUGCUAGAGUGGGAGACUUACCUGAGAAACUCGGAAUUUUCAGCCAAGAGCACGCAUCUGGGGCCGGAAAUGGGCUUUUCACCGGACGGCGAUGCAUUCUUCCAUCCUGUCGAGCCUGAUUUGGAAGGAAUGAGCUCUGCACUUUUCAGUCACAGUGAUCUCUUUCAGCAGUCGGCCCACUGA
Messenger RNA from Penicillium maclennaniae, 2394 nucleotides. RefSeq names its product fungal specific transcription factor domain-containing protein. Gene Ontology annotation, molecular function: DNA binding; zinc ion binding. Bases 1 to 2394 code for a protein of 797 amino acids. The transcript has 2 exons. The record is from RefSeq and is a predicted model, not a curated record. Gene Ontology annotation, biological process: DNA-templated transcription. Lineage: Eukaryota; Fungi; Ascomycota; Eurotiomycetes; Eurotiales; Aspergillaceae.